AUGUGCCCUGGAGACCACCCCGGUUUCACCGCGGUUCAGACCCGCCAGAACCCUCAUCCUUCCCGUAACCCCUACGGUCACAAUGUCGGCGUGACUGAUUUUUUGAGCAAUGUCUCCCGCUUCAAGAUCAUCGAGAGUACUCUUCGUGAGGGCGAACAGUUCGCCAACGCUUUCUUUGAUACCCAGAAGAAGAUUGAAAUUGCCAAGGCAUUGGAUGAGUUUGGAGUCGACUACAUUGAACUUACUAGCCCUUGUGCUUCUGAACAGUCAAGGCUUGACUGCGAAGCCAUCUGCAAACUUGGCUUGAAGGCCAAGAUCCUCACUCAUAUUCGAUGCCACAUGGAUGACGCUCGGGUCGCUGUCGAGACUGGUGUUGACGGAGUCGACGUCGUCAUUGGAACUUCCUCGUAUCUCCGCGAGCACUCUCACGGCAAGGACAUGACCUACAUUAAGAACACCGCCAUCGAAGUUAUUGAAUUCGUCAAAUCCAAGGGCAUCGAAAUCCGAUUCUCCAGCGAGGACUCUUUCCGCUCCGACCUCGUCGACCUGCUUUCCAUCUACUCAGCCGUCGACCAAGUUGGUGUGAACCGCGUUGGUAUUGCAGACACUGUUGGCUGCGCUUCUCCUCGCCAGGUGUACGAGCUCAUCCGUGUUCUGAGGGGAGUUGUGAGCUGUGACAUUGAAACUCACUUCCACAACGACACUGGUUGCGCCAUUGCCAAUGCUUACUGUGCUCUCGAGGCUGGUGCUACUCACAUUGAUACCUCUGUCCUUGGUAUUGGUGAGCGCAAUGGUAUUACUCCUCUUGGUGGUCUCAUGGCUCGCAUGAUGGUCGCCGACCCCCAGUACGUCAAGAGCAAGUAUAAGCUGGAGAAGCUUAAGGAUAUUGAGGACCUUGUCGCCGAGGCUGUUGAGGUCAACAUUCCCUUCAACAACUACAUCACCGGUUUCUGUGCCUUCACCCACAAGGCGGGUAUCCACGCCAAGGCUAUCCUGAACAACCCCAGCACCUACGAGAUCAUCAACCCCGCUGAUUUCGGCAUGUCAAGAUAUGUGCACUUCGCGUCUCGUCUAACAGGCUGGAACGCUAUCAAGUCGCGUGCUCAACAGCUUAACGUCCACAUGACUGACGAUCAGUACAAGGAGUGCACGGCCAAGAUCAAGGCUCUUGCUGACAUCCGACCUAUUGCUAUUGAUGAUGCGGAUAGCAUCAUCCGUGCUUAUUACCGCAACCUUAGCUCCGGCGAGAACAAGCCCCUCAUGGAUCUGACUGCCGAUGAGCACGCUCAGUUCCUCGCCAAGGAAAAGGAGCUUACCGAGAGUGGCACCGCUCUUUAAGGGCGUUCCGUUUCCUAUUUUCAAAACGAUCUAUGCAUAUUUGCUUUGCGCUAUGAGCUAUUCCUGUUGGAAUAUGGUGAAAUUUUUACAUCUAUUUAUUUCUUUUCCCUAGAGCUUUGAUCAUAUUCCCUGAGCGACUCCUUUUACGAAGUGAGACGUCGAUCUUCCUUUGUCUUGUCAUGAUUGGUGUUUUUUAUGUGGUCUGGGAUAUUUUAGUUUACCUUGGGGGUUCCUAAAAGUGUUAUUUCUCCCUCAGCCAUGAGCACGAGGUAAGAGUGGUCGGUGUUUGCGAGCUUUGAUUUUUAAGUAAGCCCUGUAUAUAAGCUGUCUCGGCGAUUACAUUAAAUGAAAGAGUCAAGAAACAAAUACAAUCAUCUACAAAUC
Molecule: messenger RNA, 1722 nt
Organism: Aspergillus nidulans FGSC A4
Lineage: Eukaryota; Fungi; Ascomycota; Eurotiomycetes; Eurotiales; Aspergillaceae
Gene: hcsA
Product: homocitrate synthase
Exons: 5
Coding region: 1-1338 (445 amino acids)
Biological process (GO): L-lysine biosynthetic process
Molecular function (GO): catalytic activity; acyltransferase activity, acyl groups converted into alkyl on transfer; homocitrate synthase activity
Source: RefSeq, a predicted model, not a curated record